ACGUCAAGAAAGGUGGGGACAUGAAGGCGCAGCUUACACUUGGCAGUCCACUGCCACUGCUUUACUAAGAUGGCUACCAUGUUAUCGCGGACUGUCUCACUCGUUGAAAAUCUUGCCCGAUUCAACGGGUCGAAGAUAUUAGGAUGCAAAACCAACUUAGUAAAGCAACCAGUAAGGAAUUUAAAUGUACACGAACACAUCAGUUACAGCCUGCUAAAUGAAGCUGGAGUGCCGACUCCUAAAUUUGGAGUCGCCAAAACUCCAGACGAAGCUGCAAAGCUUGCUGCCGACUUGAAAUCCAAAGACAUCGUUUUGAAGGCACAGGUUUUAGCCGGUGGCAGAGGAAAGGGUCAUUUUAAAGACAGCAACGUUAGUGGUGUAAAAAUGUGUGAAACGCCAGACGAAGCGAAGAAGUUAGCGAGUCAAAUGUUAGGUAAAUUGUUAAUUACUAAACAAACUGGUGAAGCGGGUAGGAUAUGCAACGCGGUAAUGGUAACACAGCGUAUGUUCCCUCGCAAAGAAUACUACCUUGCUGUCAUGAUGGAAAGAGCCUUUGGUGGUCCAGUCAUAAUAGCUUCGAGUCAAGGUGGUGUGAAUAUCGAAGAAGUUGCGGCAACAAAUCCUAGCGCUAUAAUGUACGAACCCAUUGAUAUCAACAAGGGAAUUACGAAACAGCAAGCAGAGCGUAUUGCUGUUUCACUUGGUCUACAAAAUAUGAAAGAUUACAUUUCAAAUAUAAUUAUGAAUUUGUAUAAACUGUUUUUAAAGAAAGAUGCUCUUUUAUUAGAAGUGAAUCCUCUUGCGGAAGAUAUUAAUGGAAACUAUUUCGCAUUGGACUGCAAGUGCAGAUUUGACGAUAAUGCAGAAUUUAGGCAAAAAGAAUUAUUCUCUUUGAGAGACUGGACCCAGGAAGAUCCUAAAGAGGUCGAAGCUGCUAAAUUUGAUUUGAAUUACAUUGCACUCGAUGGUAAUAUUGGUUGCAUGGUCAACGGAGCGGGGUUAGCCAUGGCUACCAUGGAUAUUAUAAAAUUGCAUGGAGGAGAACCAGCCAAUUUCUUGGACGUUGGUGGUGGUGCGUCUACUUCCGCUGUAAAGGAAGCAUUUAAAAUAAUUACAUCCGAUCCACGAGUUCAUGCUCUUUUGGUUAACAUAUUUGGUGGAAUCAUGAGAUGCGACGUUAUCGCAGAAGGAAUUAUAGCAGCGACUAAAGAACUUGACUUAAAAAUUCCUGUUGUUGUCCGAUUGCAGGGUACAAACGUAGAUGAAGCGAAAGCUCUAAUCGCGAACGCAGGUUUAAAAAUUGUUCCGAUCGAUGAUCUCGACGAAGCUGCCCGAGUCGCGGUUAAAUUGUCAACGAUCGUUAAGUUAGCACAAUCUGAAAAUCUUAGUGUUAACUUCGAAAUACCUUCAAUUUCAUAGAUUUAGUAAAAAUUGUAACUUACGCAUCAGGAAAAUUAUGAGAAUGUAUUCACGCAUUGUUAAAUAGCUGAAAUAACAUUUGAAAGUAAUAACUAACAUUCGUAAACUUCAAAUGUCAUUUCUGUGCUUAUCUCUUUAGAGUAUACAUCUCAGUGUUUUAAACAUUGCCGUGUCAAGUGAAAUAGAAAAAGACAUCGAAUAUUCUGGGCAAAUUUAUAUUUACCAAAAGGAUACACUUUGUUCUCAGUCUUGUAAAUUUAAAAUAUUAGAAAGAAAAUUAUGAGGUAAUUUGUUCGAAUUUGGUGUUGCUUCCUCUCCAACGUAAGCACAAAUUCUCUCCCGAGAAGUAUAUGCAAGCUUCUUGAAGGAUAUAAUUUAUUUGCUUACCCCUCGGCGGGUCUCUGUGAUUCAGUAUUAAAAUUAAGUUAUACAAUACAUAUUUAUCAACAUAGCUAUAUUUUUUGCACGAAAGUGUAUACAACAUUCUUUCGAAGCUUAUAUACGUGCUAACAAAAUACAUAGUUACUGUCCAAAGUGGAAUCUUUUGUAUAAUCAUCCACAAAGAAAACAGUUAUAUUUGAGGUAUGUGUCAUCUGAAAGAAAAUGGCCUGUAAAUGUAACAUAGAGACAUAUGUAGUUACAUGUAUACAUAUAUAUAUAAAUUAUUUUACGUAAUUUUUGUUUUUUAUCGUUUUCAUUAAUUGAAAAUAAUGUCCACGUUUUUCUUUUCCCUGAAACACAAUAUGAUUGCGAAAUGAUAAGAUUACACCGUACCGUUAGCAUUACAACAUAACAGGUUCAGCGAUGAUGAAAUAACUAUGAC
Colletes gigas is the source of this 2242-nucleotide messenger RNA. Its product is annotated as succinate--CoA ligase [ADP-forming] subunit beta, mitochondrial-like. Gene Ontology annotation, molecular function: metal ion binding; ATP binding; succinate-CoA ligase (ADP-forming) activity. Bases 70 to 1419 code for a protein of 449 amino acids. The transcript is spliced from 7 exons. The record is from RefSeq and is a predicted model, not a curated record. Lineage: Eukaryota; Metazoa; Arthropoda; Insecta; Hymenoptera; Colletidae. Gene Ontology annotation, biological process: tricarboxylic acid cycle; succinyl-CoA metabolic process. Gene Ontology annotation, cellular component: succinate-CoA ligase complex; mitochondrion.